Messenger RNA from Hibiscus syriacus, 997 nucleotides. RefSeq lists its product as uncharacterized. The record is from RefSeq and is a predicted model, not a curated record. Lineage: Eukaryota; Viridiplantae; Streptophyta; Magnoliopsida; Malvales; Malvaceae. The transcript is spliced from 2 exons. The coding region runs from base 207 to 668 and encodes 153 amino acids.
UUUAAUCUGGGAAUAAAUUAAAAUCCUUGAAUUGCCAUAGAAGGCACUUCUUUAUUCCAUAUCAAACACUACAGUUUUGGCCCUGCGGCUAUUCUUAUAUGUAAAUGUUUUUCAGUUUCAGCUCCAACCCAACUCGCAUUUGCCUGUAUUUGCCUAUCUCUUCCUUCUCAAACCUUAACUUUGUUUGUUCUUUGUGUUGCUAAAUAAUGCCUCUGGAAUCAAGCAAGAUUGGCCAGUCAUCUGGUGAAGGAGAUAAGCAUAGAGUACUUGACAAAGAAAUCAAAGACAUGGUCUCCGCCAUAACUCGUCGUGUAUGCGGUGUUCAUAAACCGGGAUCGAGCCAGGGUGGAGAUGAUGAUGGUGUGAGGAUUAUCACACUUGCAGGAAGCAAUGCGGGGGCAACAAUGCGAAGUGAGUUGGAUGAGAAAUCCAGCAGCCCGCAUGGGAUUUCACUUUGCGAGCCUGACACACUCAGUACCUACGUGAACAGCAAUUUCCAAGCCGUUAACAACUCAAUGAUGCUUGGCAGCAGCUACAACACCAAUGAUCCCGGUGUCCAUUUGGACAUCUCGGAUGUCGCCGAACAUGAAGGCAAGAAGUCAGAUGAUAAGCACAGGAGGGGAAAGAAAAUAGAGAAGGAUUCCGCCAAAACCGAACAUUCCGUUUAAGGAACAAAAAAUCGCAGCUAUAACAUGGUUCAAAAGUGCUGAAAAGAAGUCGUCUAAGUCAGUAUACAUUGCAUACAAUAAAUCUCUGUAUUGCUUUACUUUAUAUCCAAGAUUAUGUUUGCUAGACAACAUGUAAAAGGUAAAGACUAAGGGAAUCUGUGUAUUCCCAUAGUGUAACUAUGCUUCUUUCCGAAUUAUGUGUUUUAUUAUAUACCGUUUUGAUGUUUUCUGCAUUCUUGUUAACCAUGGUCUAGGGUGUCAACCUUAUAAUAAUUGUGUGAACUUUCAAGUUCAUACUCCUCUUUUUGUGUCUUUAAUUGCAAGAAGCA